Molecule: messenger RNA, 999 nt
Organism: Kluyveromyces marxianus DMKU3-1042
Lineage: Eukaryota; Fungi; Ascomycota; Saccharomycetes; Saccharomycetales; Saccharomycetaceae
Gene: OTU2
Product: deubiquitinase OTU2
Exons: 1
Coding region: 1-999 (332 amino acids)
Biological process (GO): protein deubiquitination
Molecular function (GO): cysteine-type deubiquitinase activity
Source: RefSeq, a predicted model, not a curated record
AUGUCUGUAGAAGAAACUCAGGAGCAGCUUUUGGCGCGCCAUCGUAAGGAACGCAAGGACCUCACGAACCAGAUCACAUCGCUAAAGAAACAGGCCUCGAAGAAAACGAGAAAACAGGUUAAUGCAAGAUGCCUUGAAUUGGAACAGGAAUUGGAAGCUCGUCACAAGAGUGAACUUGCUCAAUUGAAUGGGGAACAAGUGUCCGAUGGGUCCCAAGAGAAUGAAAUCACUCCGGAAAUGCUACUACAACAACUAAACCUAGAUAAUGAUAAUGCCAGUGCAUCGAACCCCGAAUCAACAGCAACAGUAGUACCUGCAGGUACCACUAGUACUCCCAAUACCGAGGUUUCGGCCGAUACACAGCCCUCAGGUCAAGGCAAGAAACGUAGAAAUAGACAGAAGGAAAGGCUUGCUAAGCGUGAAGCUGAAAUUGCAAGGAUAAAGGAGGAAGCGCUGAAGGAAGCUGCAGAGCAGCCUAACUUGAAGGAAAUCGAGCAGACUGCUUUGGAUGAGCUAUGUGAUGUGUUGAAGCUAAAACAAAUUGACAUCCAGCCUGACGGUCACUGUUUGUUCAACAGUAUAUUGGAUCAAUUGAAAGUUCGCCAUGCUGGUGAUGUCUCGUAUGAUUACGAUUUUCCAGAACAAUAUAAAGGUGCUGUAAAUAUCACGGAAAUGGAUGUAAGUUCUUUGAGGUCUUUGUCUGCAUGCUAUAUCAGAGAACAUCGAGAUGAUUUCAUCCCGUAUCUCUUCGACGAGAAUACAAUGACAAUCAAGGAUCUAGACGAGUACACCAAAACGAUGGAAACAACUGCAGAGUGGGGUGGUGAGGUUGAAAUCUUGGCUCUUUCUAAGGUUUUCGGUUGUCCGAUCAGUAUUCUAAUGUCUGGUAGAUCUACCUAUAAGAUUAACGAGGGUGCUAAAAACCCAGAAUUAAAACUUGUUUAUUACAAGCAUUCAUACACCCUAGGUGAGCAUUACAACUCGUUGCAUGAUCUGUAG